Molecule: messenger RNA, 807 nt
Organism: Akanthomyces muscarius
Lineage: Eukaryota; Fungi; Ascomycota; Sordariomycetes; Hypocreales; Cordycipitaceae
Exons: 1
Coding region: 1-807 (268 amino acids)
Biological process (GO): protein depalmitoylation
Cellular component (GO): cytoplasm
Molecular function (GO): palmitoyl-(protein) hydrolase activity; carboxylic ester hydrolase activity
Source: RefSeq, a predicted model, not a curated record
AUGGAACCCAACACACAUGUCUGCGGUCCUGCGCAAGGCCAACCGCACACACAUACUAUCAUUUUCCUACAUGGCCGCGAUAGCGAUGCUCAUGAAUUUGCCGAUGAGCUCUUUGAGAGCGAAGGCAGUACAGACUCAGCCGCCCCCGAGCAAGACCGAACCUUGCCUGGACUGCUUCCCACAGUUCGCUGGGUUUUCCCGGCCGCGCCGCUUAUGCAAUCGCAGCGAUUUAACUCUGCCAUGUCUCAGUGGUUUGAUAUGUGGGCCGUUGAAGACCCUGAGGUCAAAAGCGAGCUUCAACGUAACGGCUUGCACCGCAGCAUUCACGCUGUACUCGCAAUUGUCGAGGCGGAAACAAAACUUGUCCCGAAGAACCGAAUAUUUUUGUGUGGAAUCAGCCAGGGAUUUGCCACUGCACUGUCUCUCCUUCUUGCCGAAGGCCAGGGAGGCUUUGCUGGUCUCAUCGGCUUGUGUAGCUGGCUGCCUUUCUCGUCCGAAGUCGAAGCGAAAAUCAGCGAGUGUACUUCGGAGAUGCCUCUUUUCUCUUCCCUGCAAGCGCUUUAUUACUCCGAGAACCCCUUAAAAACACCGCUCUCUAGUCGACUUAAAGCAACACCAAUUCUCCUUGGGCACACACUAGACGAUGCGGUUGUCCCUCUCGAGAACGCUCAGCGCAUGAAGAAUGCUCUUUCACUGCUUGAAUUUAAGAAAGUGGAUUGGCAUGUGUAUGAAGAUGGGGGACACUGGAUUAAUGAGCCGCAGGGUGUUGAUGAUAUUAUAGCCUUCAUCAAAGAGAACUGGGAGUAG